UCUAUUAUAAUAUUAUCUAUAUUUUCGUAAAGUUCCAUUACCGUCAUGUUUGUAUUAAGCAGUGUGGUAGUCUCUUUUUAUUUAAGGAACAAGAGAGGGAUGACAAACAGUUUUUACACAAGUGUAACCACGGUGGGAACGCACGGUUACUAUAGUUAAUAAUAAUUGUAUAGUAGAGGGCAAGUGCAUACAAACGAUAAAGACUUUAUCAAGUGGCUCUGUUCUCAUUAAAUUCUACGCCAGUUAUGUUUGUUCCUCGACGACGGUAGCAUUGUUUCAGAAAAAAAAUGUUAUUUUUCCUUUUAUAUUUUGCUGCGAUUUUAUUAAUUCUUCAUAUUUUGUUGAAUUAUAAUAGAAAUGCAAGAUUGCUCAGGAAAAUACCUGGAUUAAAGGAUCAUUUUAUUGUUGGAGAUGCUUUAGCAGGAAUUAAAUCUCCAGUGGAACUUUUUCGUUUCGGAAGAGAAUUGGCAAAGAAACACAAUGGCAUAUACAGAUUCUGGUGUUUCCCACUUGGUGCUGUUUUUAUAUACAAUCCAGAUGACGUUGAAAUCAUUCUGACCAGCAUGAAAUAUCACGAGAAAAGCAUAAUAUACAAGUUUUUAAAACCUUGGCUUAACGAUGGACUGUUACUAAGUGGUGGAUCUAAAUGGUUACAUCGCAGGAAGAUUCUUACACCGGCUUUCCAUUUUAACAUUUUACGUCAAUACCUCGUGAGUCUGGAGGAUAGCGCCAGCCGGCUAGUCGACACAGUGAAUAAAGUUCUGAACGAUGAAGUCGACUUGGUACCUCUUAUAUCUGAAUGCACACUUCAGAGCAUUUGUGAAUCCGCAAUGGGCACUAAACUCAGUGACGACACAACGGGGAAGUCAUACAAAGAAGCAAUUCACAAGCUAGGAUUUUUAUUAGUCCAAAGAUUUAUCAAAAUUUAUCUAUACGCAGAUUUCUUUUUUAAUCUGUCCGCUCUUGCAAAGAAACAAAACAAAUAUCUCUCCAUUGUACAUAAUUUCACUCGUAAUGUUAUAAAAGAGAGAAAAAAAUACGUAAAAGACAACGGAAUAUGUUUAUCAAAUACUAUAAAUGGUAAUAAUAAUGAUUAUCUAAAUAUUUAUAGUAAGAAAAGAAGGACUGCGAUGUUGGAUUUGUUGAUAUUAGCAGAAAAAGAUGGUUUAAUAGAUAGUGCUGGUAUUGAAGAAGAAGUCGACACUUUCAUGUUUGAGGGUCAUGACACAACGGCAGCAGCUUUAACAUAUUGUUUAAUGUUAAUCGCUAACUACCCUGACAUUCAGAAUAAAAUAGUAGCGGAAUUAAAAGAUAUAUACGGUGAGACAAAACGAGCACCUACAAUUGAGGAUCUUAAUGCGAUGCGGUACUUGGAGAGAUGCAUCAAAGAAGCGAUCAGACUGUACCCGCCAGUGCCUUUUAUCAGCCGUAAACUAAAUGAUAGUGUCCAACUCAGUAAUUACACAGUACCAGCUGGAACAUUAUGCCACAUUCACAUUUAUGAUUUGCAUCGACUGGAGAGUUUGUACCCGAACCCUUUGAAGUUCGAUCCGGACAGGUUUCUGCCGGAGAAUGUUGCUACGCGUCACAACUACGCCUAUAUACCGUUCAGUGCUGGACCCAGAAAUUGUAUAGGACAAAAGUUUGCAAUGAUGCAGAUGAAAACUGCAGUGUCCGCCAUCUUGCUUAAUUUCAAAUUGCUCCCCGUCACUGGCUGCGCAGAUCUGCAGUUCCAAUCUGAUUUAAUAUUAAGAAACUCGAAGCCGGUGUAUGCGAAAUUUGUAAAAAGGGAAUAAAGGAAUAAUCAAAUUAUUUUAUAUUAAUUAUAAUCUUUAACUGUGUAAGCUUUU
Messenger RNA from Papilio polytes (common Mormon), 1850 nucleotides. RefSeq names its product cytochrome P450 4C1-like. The transcript is spliced from 9 exons. The record is from RefSeq and is a predicted model, not a curated record. Bases 288 to 1796 code for a protein of 502 amino acids. Gene Ontology annotation, molecular function: iron ion binding; monooxygenase activity; oxidoreductase activity, acting on paired donors, with incorporation or reduction of molecular oxygen. Lineage: Eukaryota; Metazoa; Arthropoda; Insecta; Lepidoptera; Papilionidae.